This is a messenger RNA of Scleropages formosus (Asian bonytongue), 1209 nucleotides long. Its product is annotated as intelectin-1a-like. The coding region runs from base 46 to 981 and encodes 311 amino acids. The record is from RefSeq and is a predicted model, not a curated record. The transcript has 8 exons. Gene Ontology annotation, molecular function: oligosaccharide binding. NCBI's taxonomy places the organism in Eukaryota, Metazoa, Chordata, Actinopteri, Osteoglossiformes, Osteoglossidae.
AUGGAAUGAGAGAAGGCGUGCAGUAAGCAGGAAAAAAUCUAAGUUAUGGAAAUGACGCAAUGGACUGUGUUGGUGAACUUUUUUGUUCUCAGUCUGGAGAUCUUGCAGUCCACAUCAAAUAAGCUUGAUAACUGUAAGCCUGUCAGUUAUCCUAAGAGCUGCAAAGAACUGCUUCAUCUCUAUGGCUGUCUUCCAGAUGGCCUUUACAUCCUUAGCUCCUCUAGUGGAGCUACCUACUUGACCUUCUGUGACAUGACCACAAAUGGCGGUGGCUGGACUCUGGUGGCUAGCAUCCAUGAGAACAACAUGUAUGGGAAGUGUACUGUGGGCGACCGCUGGUCCAGUCAGCAGGAAAACAACCAAAAUGUUCCCGAGGGAGAUGGCAGUUGGUCCAACAAAGUCACCUUUGGCACGGUUGAAGCAGCCACCUCAGAUGACUUUAAGAACCCAGGAUACUAUGAGAUAACAGCUCAGGACAUGUCUGUUUGGCAUGUCCCUAAUGAACUGUCUGUGGAUCAGUGGAAAGAAAAGUCUAUUUUCAGGUAUCACACAGAAAACAACUUUUUAAAUCAAUAUGGAGGAAACCUCUAUAACCUGUACAAGGCUUAUCCAGUCAGAUAUAAGGCUGGUGCCUGCAAAACCAACAACGGACCGUCAAGUCCCAUUGUAUAUGACCAUGGAAAUGCAGGGAGUCUUCCUAAAUUUUAUGGUCCCAGCACUACUAUAGAGUAUGAACCAGGCUACAUCUCCUUCAGGGCUUUCAACAAUGAACAAGCCGCACUGGCUUUGUGCUCUGGAGUCAAACCAGUCGGUUGCAAUGUAGAACAUAUUUGCAUUGGAGGGGGUGGCUUCUUCCCUGAAGGCGGUGGACGCCAAUGUGGGGAUUUUGCAGGAUUCGACUGGGAUGGUUAUGGAACUCACAACGGCUGGAGUGCAUCCAAGGAAAUAACUGAGUCUGUUGUGAUGUUAUUUUACCGCUGAGUCAUUUAAAUCAUGUGUCACAACACCAGGAGGUGAAAGUCCUCAGGUGCAUCAGAGGCACCAGCUUAGAUCUAUGUAACUAACCUAACAACUGCUAUCAGUUAACCAGAUCAGUUUCUGUAAAGGGGUUCAAGUAUAUUCUUAAAACUUUUAACUGAUUCUUUCUUCUUCAGCUGCAGAAAAUCUUCUUCAUCUUGAAAUGUUGAUUAAAAAGCAUGUUCAAAAUUA